CUCGGAAGCUGUAGUGAGAGAAAGCCAUGGCUGCUGGUUGGAACAGAGAUCAUGUAUCCAGAGGCAUCACACAGGGGGGGAAGAUACUCCAGGAGACAUUUAUAGACGGUUAUGACCCAAGUGUUCUUCGAAGGGUGCAAUACAUGUUCUAUGAAAUCAAGAGGAGCAAUAGCAAAAGGUCCUGGCAGAGCUGUUGCCAUAGCACUCGAACAGAGCAUGCUGAAAUCCACUUCAUAGAAGAUGUCUUUCAGGAGCAAAGAUCUGAUCCUUCUGUCCACUGCUCCAUCACCUGGUACAUGUCCUGGAGUCCCUGUGGGGACUGCUGCAAGGAAAUCAGGGAUUUCCUGAAAGAACAGCCUAAUGUGAACCUAGUUAUCUAUGUAGCACGGCUCUACUGGCACAAAGAGGAAACCAAUCGUCAGGGUCUACGGAGCCUGAUGAACAUUGGAGUGUCCAUCCGAGUCAUGGACCUCCCAGGUAAUGACUCAUGGAGUUAUGGGGACUACAUGGGAUAG
Messenger RNA from Terrapene triunguis (Three-toed box turtle), 515 nucleotides. Its product is annotated as C->U-editing enzyme APOBEC-1-like. The record is from RefSeq and is a predicted model, not a curated record. Lineage: Eukaryota; Metazoa; Chordata; Testudines; Emydidae. Gene Ontology annotation, biological process: cytidine to uridine editing. The coding region runs from base 27 to 515 and encodes 162 amino acids. Gene Ontology annotation, molecular function: cytidine deaminase activity; zinc ion binding; RNA binding. Gene Ontology annotation, cellular component: nucleus; cytoplasm. The transcript has 3 exons.